Molecule: messenger RNA, 1943 nt
Organism: Ailuropoda melanoleuca (giant panda)
Lineage: Eukaryota; Metazoa; Chordata; Mammalia; Carnivora; Ursidae
Gene: PTH1R
Product: parathyroid hormone 1 receptor
Exons: 15
Coding region: 224-1819 (531 amino acids)
Biological process (GO): cell surface receptor signaling pathway; intracellular calcium ion homeostasis; adenylate cyclase-activating G protein-coupled receptor signaling pathway
Cellular component (GO): plasma membrane
Molecular function (GO): peptide hormone binding; parathyroid hormone receptor activity; G protein-coupled peptide receptor activity
Source: RefSeq, a predicted model, not a curated record
GCGGCGGCUCCGAGCGGCGGCCGGGCGGGGGGCGCUGGAGGCCAGGCCGGCCAGAGGGGAUCCCGAGAGCCCCAUGAAGUGCCCCCGUGGCCGCGGACGGGGCGCUGUCCUGGGGAGGCUGUCGGGGGGUCCCCGACAUCCAUGGCUAGGCGGGGGCCGCGGCGGCGCGCUCGGAGGCCGGCGGCGGCGGCUGCCCCGAGGGACGGGGCCCUAGGCGGUGGCGAUGGGGGCCGUCCGGAUCGCGCCCGGCCUGGCGCUCCUGCUCUGCUGCCCGGUGCUCAGCUCCGCGUACGCGCUGGUGGAUGCAGAUGACGUCAUGACCAAAGAGGAGCAGAUCUUCCUGCUGCACCGCGCCCAGGCCCAAUGCCAGAAGCGGCUCAAAGAAGUCCUGCAGAGGCCAGCUGACAUAAUGGAAUCAGACAAAGGAUGGGCAUCUGCGUCCACAUCAGGGAAGCCUAAGAAAGAGAAGGCAUCUGGGAAGCUCUACCCGGAGUCUGAGGAGGACAAGGAGGCACCCACUGGCAGCAGGCACCGAGGGCGCCCCUGCCUGCCCGAGUGGGACCACAUCCUUUGCUGGCCGCUGGGGGCACCAGGUGAGGUGGUGGCCGUGCCCUGUCCCGACUACAUUUAUGACUUCAAUCACAAAGGCCAUGCCUACCGACGCUGUGACCACAAUGGCAGCUGGGAACUGGUGCCUGGGCACAACCGGACAUGGGCCAACUACAGCGAGUGUGUCAAGUUCCUGACCAAUGAGACUCGUGAGCGGGAGGUGUUCGACCGCCUGGGCAUGAUCUACACCGUGGGCUACUCCGUGUCGCUGGCCUCCCUCACCGUGGCCGUGCUCAUCCUGGCCUACUUCAGCCCAGCGGGCUGCAGGGUAGCUGUGACCUUCUUCCUUUACUUCCUGGCCACCAACUACUACUGGAUUCUGGUGGAGGGGCUGUACCUGCAUAGCCUCAUCUUCAUGGCCUUCUUCUCAGAAAAGAAGUACCUGUGGGGCUUCACGGUCUUCGGCUGGGGUCUGCCCGCCAUCUUCGUGGCUGUGUGGGUCAGCGUGAGAGCCACCCUAGCCAACACCGGGUGCUGGGACUUGAGCUCCGGGAACAAGAAGUGGAUCAUCCAGGUGCCCAUCCUGGCCUCUAUUGUGCUCAAUUUCAUCCUUUUCAUCAACAUCGUCCGGGUGCUCGCCACCAAGCUGCGGGAGACCAAUGCCGGCCGGUGUGACACGCGGCAGCAGUACCGGAAGCUGCUCAAAUCCACACUGGUGCUCAUGCCGCUCUUCGGCGUCCACUACAUUGUCUUCAUGGCCACGCCGUACACCGAGGUCUCAGGGACGCUCUGGCAAGUCCAGAUGCACUACGAGAUGCUCUUCAACUCCUUCCAGGGAUUUUUUGUCGCCAUCAUAUACUGUUUCUGCAAUGGCGAGGUACAGGCCGAGAUCAAGAAAUCCUGGAGCCGCUGGACACUGGCACUGGACUUCAAGCGUAAGGCCCGCAGCGGGAGCAGCAGUUACAGCUACGGCCCGAUGGUGUCUCACACAAGUGUGACCAACGUAGGCCCCCGCACGGGACUCGGCCUGCCCCUCAGCCCCCGCCUGCUGCCCGCUGCCGCCCCCGCCGCCGCCACCACCAACGGCCACCCCCCGCUCCCCGGCCACACCAAGCCGGGGGCCCCGACCCUCCAGGCCACACCACCUGCCGCGGCUGCUCCCAAGGACGAUGGGUUCCUCAAUGGCUCCUGCUCUGGGCUGGAGGAGGAGGCCUCGGCGCCGGAGCGGCCGCCCACCCUGCUGCAGGAGGAGUGGGAGACAGUCAUGUGACCGGGGACCCGAGCCAGCGUUGGACCCGUGGGCAUAAGGGCUGACAGACGGACCAAGAGACGGGAGUUGGGACGGUUGCCCACUCAGGGCUGGGGCUGGGAAGACAAAACAGGAAAAAAAGAAA